AUGAUUGUACUUUAUGGUGAUGCAAGAUAUGAAUAUAAACAUGGUAUACAACGUCAACAUAUACAAGAUAGACGUAUAGCUGUUACAUUUCGUGAAUUAACUGGAAAAAAUGAAAAAUUUUAUGAAGAAAAUAAAGAUUUAUAUGAAAGAAUUAUUCGAAUUGGAAAACGUUUUACAGGAAUAUCUGUUGGAAGAUUUGAAAAAAUUUUUCAUGAUAUUAAUACAAUAAUGAUUGUAAGUUUUAAUUAGAUAUUAUAAGAAGAUUUAUUUAAUGAGAGAAUAUCGUUAAGAAAAUUUAUAUAUUUUUACAUAAAUGUAGAUCCUAAAAUGACUAGUAGAAAUUUAUAAAGAAAAUUUAUUAUAAUUUUUUUUUUCUCUGGUAUAUAUUUUUCUAGUAAAAUCUUAAUGAUGAUAUUCUAAUGAUUUAUCUAUAGCUGGCCUCCCACUCGACCUCUUUUUCCUCCUUUUUCACGAAAAUAGCAUUUAUUGACGAAAAACUUCGUUAUUAUUGGUUCAUCCGAUGAUUCACAGUGCGAUUUAUCUUUGUCAGCAUAUAUUACAGAGAUGACCACAAUCGUACAGCGC
This is a messenger RNA of Rotaria sp. Silwood2, 585 nucleotides long. NCBI's taxonomy places the organism in Eukaryota, Metazoa, Rotifera, Eurotatoria, Philodinida, Philodinidae. The record is from the annotation of a GenBank genome assembly.